CGAAUAACACGGUCCCCAUCGAGAUGUAAGCCGCGAUUUUCUGCGAUUGACGCCGCCCCGCCGCCUCGCCGCCUCGCCGCCCCGCCGCCGCCGUCGAGUGCCCUAGCCGCCAAGAACUCCGACGCCGCGAGUCCGAUUCCGGCGAGGCGUCGGACGAAUCCGAUCUCCCCGAUCGCGGCGGGAGCCGCCGAUGGCGUACUUGCUGAACGCUCUCACGAAGAAGCGGGAGGUGGAUGCCGCCAUCCGGGACACCAUCGACAAGGUCCUCGUCCUCCGCUUCGGCCGCGCCUCCGACGCCGUCUGCCUCCAGCUCGACGACAUCCUCGGGAAAUCGGCGAGGGAGGUGUCCAAGUUCGCGGCGGUCGCGCUCGUGGACGUCGAUUCGGAGGACGCGCAGGUCUACGUCAAGUACUUCGACAUUACUCUGAUUCCGUCCACCGUGUUCUUCUUCAACGCCCAUCAUAUGAAGAUGGAUUCCGGUACUGCAGAUCAUACUAAAUGGGUUGGUGCGUUUCACAGAAAACAAGACUUCAUUGAUGUCGUAGAGGCUAUUUACAGGGGUGCCAUGAAGGGCAAGCUAAUUGUGAACUGUCCCCUUCCGCCAGAGAGAAUACCCCGAUACCAGCUGCUGUACAAAGACAUAUAAACAGCACAUUUCAUCGCUGUCCUUUUCUCAUGUUGUAUAUAUGUAGGUCGCACAUCCCACCUACGUUAUUGGUUUAUAAAUUGCAACUAAAUUCACUAUAUCUUGAUUGUCUCA
Molecule: messenger RNA, 760 nt
Organism: Eucalyptus grandis
Lineage: Eukaryota; Viridiplantae; Streptophyta; Magnoliopsida; Myrtales; Myrtaceae
Product: thioredoxin-like protein 4B
Exons: 4
Coding region: 191-646 (151 amino acids)
Biological process (GO): mRNA splicing, via spliceosome
Cellular component (GO): U4/U6 x U5 tri-snRNP complex; spliceosomal complex; U5 snRNP
Source: RefSeq, a predicted model, not a curated record